Actinia tenebrosa (Australian red waratah sea anemone) is the source of this 2472-nucleotide messenger RNA. Its product is annotated as kelch-like protein 28. Gene Ontology annotation, molecular function: protein binding. NCBI's taxonomy places the organism in Eukaryota, Metazoa, Cnidaria, Anthozoa, Actiniaria, Actiniidae. The record is from RefSeq and is a predicted model, not a curated record.
AUGAUUUACACCAUACAAAUGUGCACAAAGCCAUCUUAUGCAAAUGUUUUUCAUUUCAAACUGCGUAAAAACCUUCCUUCCUUGAUUGAUUUUAAAGAACAUUCUGUAAAAAAAAGAGACCUUUUCUAAAGGCCAACGAUGGCAACAGCUUUCGAACAAGAAACGAAAAUUUCAGCUCCUAAAGAUAGCUAUAAAGAAUCUUUAUUGGUUUCGCUUGAAAGCCUUCGCCGAGACAGUCUUCUUUGCGAUGUCGUACUAAACGUAAAUCACCAAGAAUUUCAGGCUCACAGAUGCAUUUUAACAGCAAGCAGCCCAUAUUUUCGAGGAGUAUUCACAAGUGAUAUGAUAGAAAAAGAAGCAAAGGAGUUAGAUCUAGAUUUCCUCGACGCAGACGCCAUGGAACCUCUAUUGAAGUACAUGUACACUGGAGAAGUUGAGAUCAAUGAAGCCAAUGCUCGUAGCCUCGUAUCAGCUGCUGAUUUUUUGUUGAUACAGAGUUUAAAGACGAUUGGCUGUGAAUUUCUAGAGUCGAUAAUUUGCCCUGGAAAUUGUUUUGAGCUCCGAGACUUUGCCGAGAAAUACAACUGCGAUCAACUCAAGGCGACUGCUACCACUUUUAUCAUCAAUAACUUUGCAGCAGCAAGCGAGUCAGAGGGCUUUAAAUUUGUCGAAUAUAAAAUUCUAUCUGAUCUGAUAUCCCGGGAUGAGUUGGUCGUGAGUGGAGAAGAGCAGGUUUAUGAAGCCAUAAUGUCGUGGGUCAGGAACGAUUUAGAUACAAGAAAGGAAUGUUUUGAAAAACUAUUCUCUGAGCUUCGCCUCGUAUCUAUUUCAAAACACUACUUAACGGAAACAGUCGAAAAGGAAGAGUUGGUCAGUGAAAGUUUUGAGUGUACGAAACUUCUGUUCAAAGCGAUGAAAUCUUUUGCAGUGUAUGAGUUUGAAGGGCUUAAAAAGCCAAGAAAAGUGCUGGAAAAACACGUGAAUGCAAUAGUGCUGUGUGGCGGAAACAGAAGCCGUGAUGUCGUUUGUUUUUUACCCGACGAAAAUAAAUGGUCAGUGUUGACCGAGUCGAGUAUUGCACGAGACGAGCAUGCGGUGACAGUCAGUGAUAAUGUUCUCUUUGCUUUUGGCACAAACCAGACCGAAAAUAGCCAAAUAGUCGAACAAUUUAACGUCUGCUCAAACACUUGGUCAUUGAUAACAAAUCUCCCUCAAUCUCGAUGUGCCCUGACAGCGGUCACCUUAAAUGAGCAGAUCUUUAUUCUUGGAGGGCGAACGCAGCAUAUAGGCGCAACGAAUAACAUGAUGCGCUAUGAUCCCAGCAUUAAUAAAUGGUUCUACGAAACUCCUAUGAACUGUAGUCGAGCAGGACUCUGUGCAGUGAGUCUUAAUGGCUUUAUAUACGCAUUGAGUGGAAUCAAUGUCAAAGGAGAAUUCCUAAAUACCGUUGAAAAGUAUGAUCUAAGGACCAAGGUUUGGACCGAGAUACCACCUAUGCUUACAGCUCGAUACUACGCUUCGGCUGCUGCAUUAAACAUGAAGAUUUACAUUGUCGGUGGGCAGGUUAAGAAUGGCAGCUGUCUGUCAAGUGGUGAAGUGCUCGACGUAAAGACAGAUCAAUGGACAGCUCUUCCUGGCCUGUCUGUACCUCGACAGGCAGCGGGCAUUAGUCGUUGGGGUAACAAGUUGUACCUGUUUGGCGGAUGCAAUAACUCAGGACGUCUAGACUCAGUUGAGUGUUUCGAUUUGGAAAGCAAUUCCUGGCAGUUUGUUGCUAAGAUGCCUGUAGCUCGAUCUUGGGUUCAGUGUGGUGUGUUGCGUCUUCCUAAACAGCUUAUUGUCUGAGUCAAAGCUGUCAUGUAAAACCAGGCUCUCUGGCCGCGAGGGAAAUCAAAUCAGGCGAAGCAGAUCCCAAAAUCCUUAUAGUCGGGAAUGAUAAAUGAAUAAUGAAGACUGUAGUACCAAGCGCUUGGUAUAGGGACUUGCAGGACUCUUGCAGCUAGCUUAGAUUUCACUAUGAUGAACUAAUAGGGGAGUUUUCUUUUAUUGCAUCAGGUUCGGCUCAUGUGAAUUGGACGUCGGUUGACCUUAGGAGGAAGACGAUUCGUGUAGACUUUCUAUUCGCAAUGCACCGUGCUUGCGCUUAAUUAUUUGCUCAGUGAGCUUUAGGAGUUAGCACCUUUGUCUAUGAAUGAAAAGUAGAAGCAUAGGAACUGCAACUUGGACUGAAUGGUGUGGUGAACUAACAGAUUGUCUGUUUUCUGGAAAAUUGGCGACUGGAGUUAAAUCGCGUAUGCAAGCAGUAUAAGCCUUGGAUGUAUGUAUUUUUUUAAAUGAGGGAAAUUUGUAAGAAUACUAUAAGCUAUUGUAAAGUGGAAAAAAAUAAUUGGAAAUAGCGAGAUAAAGUGCAAUAGAAACGAAUGGGUGGAUAAUAACCACAAUAAAUCCGAAUAGAAGGAAAUGGAGAAAAGA